Magallana angulata is the source of this 3026-nucleotide messenger RNA. RefSeq lists its product as uncharacterized. The transcript is spliced from 18 exons. Gene Ontology annotation, molecular function: scavenger receptor activity. Lineage: Eukaryota; Metazoa; Mollusca; Bivalvia; Ostreida; Ostreidae. Bases 183 to 3026 code for a protein of 947 amino acids. The record is from RefSeq and is a predicted model, not a curated record.
UAUAAUAUUUACAUGAAUGAAUAUAUUUUACAAAUGAUCAUGUAUUAAAACUGCACUUUGUAGUGUAAAACAUUUCUAUGCUUUAAAUGUCCUUGACUGGUGUAAAUGCUCAGUAUACGUAAAAAGUCUUAAUGACUGUUUUCACUUCCUGGAUAAUCAUUACAUGAAAUCCUUACAUUGUGAUGGAGGCGGCUUUACUUUUCUGUUUAUUCAUUGUGAUGAUUAAUUUAGGGGGAGCGUACGAAAAUUUAGCCUUAAACAAAACAGCGUGGCAGCAGCAUCCUUACCCCGAUAGACCCUGGGGAGCAGAGCGUGCUGUUGACGGACGAAAGUCUGACCUGUCUGUUUAUGGAUUACAGUGUACAGUGUCAGCAAAUAAAAAAACAACAGCAGAAUGGCGGGUAGACCUGGGUGAAAUACUCAGUAUACACCACAUCUUUAUACAGUACAGGACGGAAAAUACAGUAUGGGAUGCGAAUAAUGAUUAUACCAGAAGAUUCCUGGGAUACUCUGUCUACAUAUCAAACUCAACCAAUAAAGAGGACGGAGUACUAUGUUUUAAGGACACCAACUACACCAGAGCCACAAUACCCAACCCUACAAACGUAACGUGUAUCACACACGGUAGAUACGUCAUCUACUACAACAACAGGACCAACCCUCCGGAUCCUAAUGAUCUUGAUUUGUAUGCAUACAACGAGCUGUGUGAAGUAGAGGUUUAUGGAUGUCCCACACCAGGAUAUUACGGAGAGGACUGUUCCUUACCAUGUCCAGUUAACUGUCAGGAAGGUCAUUGUAACAUCGUGGAUGGAACGUGUCUUGGUUGUGUUGCUGGAUACCAGGGUCCAAAUUGUAUUGCACAAUGUAACGACAAAACAUACGGCAUUGGAUGUCUUCAGGUUUGCGGGAACUGUAGAAAUAAUGAGCCGUGUCAUAAUGUGAAUGGUAGCUGUCUAAACGGAUGUAAUAAUGGCUCGUAUAGUGUCAAGUGUGACAAAGCUUGUCCCGAAGGUCGGUAUGGCUACAACUGCCAGGGACAGUGUAACAUCAACUGUGGAGUUCCAUACAGAUGUGACAGGGUGACAGGGCAGUGUGAGGGAGGAUGCCAAGUUGGGUGGAAAGGCGUCACCUGCGAUACAAAGUGCAAUGAAGGUAAAUUUGGUCUACACUGUAACCAAUCAUGUGGAUUCUGCCUAAACAAAGGACAAUGUCAUUACAUUAAUGGUACUUGUCUGAUCGGAUGUGAUAGUGGUUAUCGGGGGAAUGAUUGUAAACAAGCUUGCGGUAACAAUACCUAUGGACAAGGGUGUUCGUUAACAUGCGGAAACUGCCUCUACUUAUAUGGAGAACAGUGUCAUCACGAGACUGGUCGAUGUCCACGUGGAUGUGACGUUGGUUUUCAGGGUGAACGUUGUGACCGAGCAUUUGAGUCCGCUACCUUGGAUGUUGAGUCAAAACAAUCAAAUUCCACACUGCUGUAUGUCUUUGUGACGUUUCUAAUCCUUAGUGGGCUGCUCAAUGCGUUUUUUAUAAUCGGAAAACUACGAAACACUAUUUGUAGUCAACAAACAAACAACGAAAAUCUUGAUUCACAUUUACAGAGAGUUGGUAAGGAUCCAGAACAGGCACAGCCUUCUUCUAAAUCCACGUACCAUCUCAACGUAGAUGAUAACAACACCGCUUAUCAUGAGCUUGGAGAAAUCAUCCAAGAGUCCCAUUACGAUAAACUAUGUGUAAACAUAUGCAACGCAUUGCUUCAAAUGGAAAGGAAUGUUUAUUUUUUGUUACCUUCUAUAUUGGUCAAUUUAGGGACAGCAUAUGAGAACAUAGCUUUAUAUAAGGCAGCAUGGCAGCAGCAUCCUUACAACAGUCAGUGGGAAGCGGAUCGUGCUGUGGAUGGACAGAAAUCUGAUCUGUCUGCUUUUGGGGGACAAUGUACACUUUCAGAAAACAAACAAACAACAGCAGAAUGGCGGGUGGAUCUCGGAGAAAUACUCAGUAUACAUCACAUCUUUAUUCAACAUAGAACAGACAACGUAGCAUGGGGUGAAACCAACGGUUAUACAGCUAGAGUUCUGGGAUUUACGGUCUACAUAUCAAACACAACCAAAAAAGAGGACGGGGUACUGUGUUUCAAGGACACUAACUACACCAGGACAACAAUGCCCGAUCACAUGAACACCACGUGUUUAGUACAUGGGAGAUACGUCAUCUACUACAACAACAGAACACACCCUCCCUAUCCUGCUGGAUAUUCUGAAUAUGCCUUUAAUGAUCUUUGUGAAGUAGAAGUGUACGGAUGUCCGAUAUCAGGAUAUUACGGAAAAGACUGUUCUUUAUCGUGUCCACAGAACUGUCAGGAAGGUCACUGUCACAUUGUAAAUGGAACGUGUCUCGGCUGUGUUUCUGGAUACAAAGGUCCAAAUUGUAAAGAAGAAUGCACCAAUAAAAUGUAUGACCUGGAAUGUAAGCAAACUUGUGGAAUUUGUAAAAACAACGAACAGUGUCAUCACGUGAACGGAAAUUGUCUGAACGGCUGUGACAGCGGAUAUUAUGGCACCAGGUGCGACUUAGCCUGCCCCAGUGGUCGUUAUGGCUUCAACUGUCAGGAACAGUGUAGCAUCAACUGUGGAGUUCCAUACAGAUGUAACAGGGUGACAGGGCAGUGUGAGGGAGGAUGCCAAGUGGGGUGGAAAGGCCAAACAUGCGAUAAAGAAUGCAAUGAUAGGAAGUUUGGAAUGAACUGUAGUCAGCCGUGUGGAUUCUGUCUAGACAAAGAACAGUGUCAUUAUAAAAAUGGCACUUGUCCCAACGGAUGUGAUAGUGGUUACUAUGGCAGCGAACGUAAUGAAGUUUGCAAUAACAAUACAUAUGGACCAAGAUGCUUGUUGAAUUGUGGGAACUGUUUAUACCCGUAUGGAGAACAAUGUCAUCACGUGACUGGUCAAUGUCCACAUGGGUGUGUUGUUGGUUACCAUGGCAAUCUUUGUGAUCAAGGUAUGAAUAGUGAUGCCAAUCAAUAUUAA